UCGUCACGUGACCAUCGGAGGGUCCCCACAGGCCCCGCCCCCUGCGGUGACAAACAGGAAGCCGCGCAGCACCAUAUAAGGCAGCGCACGCGCACUAGCGUGAGUUUUGUUUGAAGUGUCGUCCAACAAGCCGCAAAGUGAGCAGGUUUAAAGAGAGAAAAGUGGGUUUUGCGCUCCGGCGGGACGAUGUUCGGCCAACAGGCCGCCGACGCGUCGCAGCUGCUGGCCGACUACGUGGAGGAUUACCUGGAGUGUGUGGAGUCGCUGCCGCUGGACAUACAAAGAAAUGUGUCCGUGCUCCGAGAGAUCGACGCCAAGUACCAAGAGGUCCUGAAGGAGGUGGAUGAAGUCUUUGAGAAGUAUAAAGCUGAGCAGGAUGCGACUCAGCGGAAGCGCCUGCAGGUCCAGCUGCAGAGGGCGCUCAUCGUCAGCCAGGAGCUGGGAGACGAGAAGAUCCACGUGGUGACCCAGAUGAUGGAGCUGGUGGAGAACCGGUCCCGGCAGAUGGACUCUCACUCCCUGUGCCUCCAGGAGCCCGUAGAGGCCGAGCGGAUCCCCGCGGAGAGGCGCUCCAGCCUCCUGGAGACGCCGUCUGCUGAACGGACCUCAGCUCGCCGGCCACGACGCCAGCGCAACAGCGAGAGCCGCGACUCCUUCCAGCUGUCCGCCAAUGGCUCGCUGGUGGACGACGGGGCGGAGGAACUUUCUGCGCCUCAACCGAAAGAGAAGAAAUCAAAGUCUGCGAAGAAGAAGAAGCGCAAGGCCAAACAGGAGUGCGACACCUCGCCCCUCGACUUUGCCAUUGACCCCAACGAGCCCACCUACUGUUUGUGUGAGGAGGUGUCGUACGGCGAGAUGAUCGGCUGCGACAAUGCGCAGUGCCCCAUCGAGUGGUUCCACUUCUCCUGCGUGGGACUCACCUACAAGCCCAAAGGCAAGUGGUACUGCCCCAAGUGCAGGGGGGACAAUGAAAAGACUAUGGACCGCAACCCGGACAAGAACAGGAAAGACCGCAGGUCCAGGUAGAGUCCCGCCCGCCUUCAAACGGAAGCAGUGAAUCCAGGACCAGUUCUAAUCAGUACUGAUCUGCAAGAACCUUUUCAAACUGAGACUCUUCAUUUUGAUACCUAAUGAAACCCAGCGGGAGCAGCUCACUGGUUUCCCCAGAUUUGUCAUUCCAUCCUCACUGGCACAUAAAGAGGUGCUUUUUCUCUAUAAAUUCACAGAAUAUGAGAGAGUUGUGAUGUGGAGACUCGGACACCAGGGUUUUGGUUCCACUCCUUUACCGUGGUGUCAGUCUUAUUUUUUUGUUUUCAUUCAAAUAUAAUCAAUUUCUCGUCUUCUUCACUUUAAUCGAGGGAGACCUUUGUCAUGGACACGUCAGUUCUGGGGGGGGGUACAUUAAAGCUUCUGUAGAGUGUUUUAGAGCAUGACUUCAGUUUCUUCUCUGCUCAUCUAAUUCCAGAAAAACUGUAAACCCGACCCCAGCUCCGAUCAGUCUGAAAUAAUUCAAAGCACAAAUAAAAAGUUUGUAGGAAUAAAUGUGCAAAAAUGUCAGUUCUAUUUUUAUCAUGUUUUUUUUAAAGGCUACAAUUUGGGGUGUUUAGUUUUUAACCAUUUUCAGCAGAAUAACUCCUAAAGUCAUGACCGGGAUUCAGUGAGCAGAUGGAAGAUGUUCUGGGAAAUAAGAGAUUCAGUUCUGGAGGUGAUCUGGAAUAUACUCUGGAACGGAGAGCCAGAAGAAUGUUUGGCACGUCACAACAUUUAACUCAAAGUUAGGAGAGGAUGGUGAUGAAAUUUAGUGAGCAGAUAGAUGACAUCCCGGAAAAGGCGGGAUUUGACUUUGAUCCAGAGCAGAUUUUGAAUCUAGACAACGUUUUAAGUGUAAACGAGGCU
Thalassophryne amazonica is the source of this 1896-nucleotide messenger RNA. It is a transcript of the gene ing2, whose product is annotated as inhibitor of growth family, member 2. Lineage: Eukaryota; Metazoa; Chordata; Actinopteri; Batrachoidiformes; Batrachoididae. Gene Ontology annotation, biological process: positive regulation of DNA-templated transcription. Gene Ontology annotation, cellular component: nucleus. The record is from RefSeq and is a predicted model, not a curated record. The transcript is spliced from 2 exons. The coding region runs from base 187 to 1026 and encodes 279 amino acids.